Molecule: messenger RNA, 341 nt
Organism: Gaeumannomyces tritici R3-111a-1
Lineage: Eukaryota; Fungi; Ascomycota; Sordariomycetes; Magnaporthales; Magnaporthaceae
Exons: 1
Coding region: 54-341 (95 amino acids)
Source: RefSeq, a predicted model, not a curated record
UUCAGUUUCGUGUUGGCUGCCGAGCCGGCUGUCUGAGAAUUCUCUUCUGGUCCAUGGAUGCCACACUGCCUGUGCCGUCCUGCUCGCCCGGCUGGAUUCCUCUGUUCCCGUUUGUCAGGGCCUGCAACCGUCGACCUUGCCGUCGCCACCGCGGGCCCGUCUACUCAGGCGCAUGCAUUGCAUUGCCACGGGGCGGCCUCGAGCCCGCGACACGAGACGAUGGUGUUUUUAACCGGCAGGCGCCCGAGGGACUCCCUGCUGCCGUGUCUAUCGUUGCGAGCCGUGGCCGAGUAUGGGCGGCGAUUUGCCACGCGGGCGGGUGGUGCGAGGGAUGUGAGUGA